GGGAACUUGUCUCCCUUUUAGGAGAAGGCCGCUGAACCCUGGAGACUGCUGGUACCGCGGGCCGGGCACGCAGCCUCUCCGAACUUCGGUUCCCGCCUCUGUGGAAUGGGUCUGCAAAGAGCCCGUUGGCCGGCGGGCUACGGCAGGGCCUGCGACCCGCGUCCCUCCUCCUGGAGCGUGGGAGUGCUCUUGCCCGGGCGCCACGCCGGGACCCUCUAAGCACGUCUGCAUCACCUCCGGUCGGCGACGCCUCUCUCUGAGUUAUGUCCUACUCUCUGAAAAGGCAGGACCCUGCCCACUCCCAACGGCUAGGGCGAGAUUCAGGUCCCACGGCAAAGGUAGCGCGCGGGGCGUCGCUUCCUGGCUUCCAGCCCUGGCCCCGCCCUCGGCGAGAAUUGGGAACACCCUAGGGUCCCUGUCAGCGCCACUGGAGCCACCGUAGAUGGAAUGUACAGGUCUGAGCUCCAGAGCCUCUCUCCCUUAUCCCCAUUGCUCAGGGAGGUAAACAGCCUGGAGAGAUCUUGCCGGCCUCGCCGCAAACUAGGGGCAGAGGCUUAGGUGGGCCACUGGCCCUCUGCCACAGCUGCCAUCCCCGCCCCUCCAUGGCCCCAAGAGCCCAAGAACCAGGCUGUCUAUGCCUGUUUAGUUUCCCAGGCGGCAAGCGUGACCCUGCUGACCAGGACGUGGUGCACACGGCCCUGAGGGAGACCCACGAGGAGCUGGGCCUGGUGGUGCCUGAGGACCAUGUGUGGGGUAUCCUGCAGCCAGUAUAUGACCAGAAUAAGACCACCAUAGCGCCGGUGCUUGCUGGUGUGGGCCCACUGGAUCCCCAGAGCCUCAAGCCCAACCCCGAGGAGGGACCAGGAGGCCAUUGGUUACACUCUUGCUCUCACAGGUUACCUCAGUCAGGCGCACAGCCAGGCGCACAGCUAGCAGCGAACCGAACCAGGCGGAGCUCUCAGAGCAGUCCCGGCUGCCACCCAGGAGCCCCUCAGUGCCCUCCGUGAUGCCUCCUUGCCCUAACUCGUUGGGUGCAGCCCCCUCAUCUCCAGUCUGCGGGGCCUUCUCUGAACUCCCGCCCCAUGUCUGAGCCCCCAUGGCGGGCGCAGCAGCAGCCAGCAGGAGGCGGCCGCCGCGGGUGAGCAUGCAGGAGCACAUGGCCAUCGACGUGAGCCCAGGCCCCAUCCGGCCUAUCCACCUCAUUUCCGACUACUUCCCGCACUUCAACCCGUUCGCCGAGCCUGCCCUGCGUACCCCAGACCCACGCCCUGCAGUGGCCCCUGCCACCCACCCUGCGCCCCAGCGGCAGCCGGACCUAGAGCCAGAGGGAGACUCAGACGACAGCACUGCCCUGGGCACCCUUGAGUUCACGCUUCUUUUCGACGCGGACAACAGCACUCUGCACUGCACGGCUCAUCGUGCCAAGGGCCUCAAGCCACCGGCCUCAGGCUCUGUGGACACCUACGUCAAAGCCAACCUACUGCCAGGGGCCAGCAAGGCCAGCCAGCUGCGGACACACACAGUUCGGGGCACAAGGGGACCUGUCUGGGAAGAGACGCUCACCUAUUAUGGCUUCACCCGCCAGGACGCUGGGCGUAAGACCCUGCGACUGUGUGUGUGUGAGGACCCGCGGCUGCGGAGACGGCGGCGGGCACCCCCCCUGGGGGAGCUGCGGGUGCCCCUGAGGAGGCUGGUACCCAACCGAGCCAGGAGCUUCAACGUGUGUCUGGAGAAGCGGAGGCUGACCAAGAGGCCCAAGAGCCUGGACACAGCCCGCGGCAUGUCCCUGUAUGAGGAGGAGGUGGAGGCGGAGGUGGCUGGGGAGGAACGUGGGCGCAUCCUGCUGUCACUGUGCUACAGCUCUCAGCGGGGUGGCCUGCUGGUGGGUGUGCUGCGCUGCGCCCACCUCGCCCCCAUGGAUGCCAAUGGCUACUCGGACCCCUUCGUCCGCCUUUUCCUGCAUCCAAAUGUGGGAAAGAAAUCUAAAUACAAGACCAGUGUUCGGAAGAAGACCCUGAACCCCGAGUUCAAUGAGGAAUUCUUCUAUGCAGGCCCGAGGGAGGAGCUGGCCCAGAAAACACUGCUGGUGUCUGUAUGGGACUAUGACCUGGGCACAGCCAACGACUUCAUUGGUGAGUGGGAAUGCAGGGCAGGGGGUCCAGUGGGCUCCCACAUAGCUCCUGACCUCUAUCCCCAACCCAGGCGGGGUACAGCUGAGUGCCCGGACCAGUGGGGAGCGCCAGCGGCACUGGCGCGAAUGCCUGGGCCGCAGUGACCGCCGGCUGGAGCUGUGGCACCCACUGGACGGUGUACCCCUCCAGCUCAGUGACUAGCAGGGGCGCUGGCCGUGCCCUGCUCACCGCUUCUCCCCAAAACUGACCCACAGACGUCCCCACAGAGCUGGGAGGACCGAGGGCUGCCUCACCCCCUCAUGCCCUGGUCAAACUGUUUCCUUCCCGCCUUUCAAGUGUGCCCACUGCCAAAUCAGGAAGCAAGAAUAAACCUCUGCCACA
Pteropus alecto (black flying fox) is the source of this 2513-nucleotide messenger RNA. RefSeq names its product double C2-like domain-containing protein gamma. The record is from RefSeq and is a predicted model, not a curated record. Bases 1097 to 2275 code for a protein of 392 amino acids. NCBI's taxonomy places the organism in Eukaryota, Metazoa, Chordata, Mammalia, Chiroptera, Pteropodidae. The transcript is spliced from 12 exons. Gene Ontology annotation, cellular component: membrane.